AUGUUGGAUCCUAUGUCUGGCGCUAACCAGGUAGAACUUGGUUCUACUGUUAACGAACUCCGUACCAAUGAGGCCAAACAAGGAUGGUUUGAACGUAUCGCCCAGGCUAGAUCUGUAAAAGGUUUCUUUAAUGCCAUAUUCGGCACUACUCCUGAAAUUGAAAAUUUGACACCUCAAUUAUGUGGAUCUGAUCACGUUGAUAUUAAUAUUGGUGAAGUUGUUCAGACCUCACAAACCGACCAGACGCCCCAAGGAACUAGAACCGGUCUAGGUUCUGCCCGUGGAGAUGGAAACCUUGUUCAUCAGAAAUGUAACGAACACGGAUUUAUUUUGGUUUUGGUUUCUCAUACUGUCGAAAGCCAAUAUUACCAAGGUGUUGAAAAAAUGUGGAUUCCCAAAAAGUCAUAUUUGGAUUAUCCAACAAUUGACUUCGCCAAUAUCGGCAAUGAAUCGAUACUCCAGAAAGAAAUUAAUUUCGGUACUCAGCCAUCUAGGCCGUUUAAUAUGUCUGAUCAGUUGAUUACGGGUGAACCCGUUUUCCGCGAGAACUUAGGAAAUGGGCGUGUGAAAUAUAAUGGCCAGGGUAACCCAAGGCAGCAAAAAGUUAAUUUGAUUGGUGGCCCCGCUCAUUAUCCUAGUGUUUUGAAUGUUGCUCAAAAAUCUGGCACCUCAUUGGAUAAUGUAUUUGGUUAUGUCCCCAGGUUCUCAACCUAUAAAUUUAAAUUGGAUCAGUGCCAUGGUGUAUUUAAAUAUGCCCUUAAGUAUUGGCAGAGUUUCAGAAAGUUUAACUCUCAGCCCAUACUUAGCCACGAAUUUGUUAAUUGGGAGUUCCUGGCUGAUUCUGAGGAAUUGAAUAAAAUGUUUGUAGUCCAGGCAGAUUAUUUGGAUUCUAAAUUUCUCCUGGAUAUUUUUAUUAACUCGUAUGUGUCCCGUGCAUUACCUUAUAUAAACGAUCCACCAGUACAGACCUCUCAACAACAUCAACAAACACAGUCUCAAGGAUCAACUGUCGAACCUGUCGCAAGUGCGGCCAAAGGUCUGGUUAGUUCUGGCCCUUGGGGCCUCGCUGUUGGUGCGCUAGACUUCGGCCGUGAUUUGUUUAAAGAUUGGCGUAAUAAACGUAAUCGCAUACACGCUCAGGAAGAUGCCAGAGAGAAUGCACAACUUCAAUAUAGAAACCAACUCGGACUUUCGAACAGUGCCAAUGAGUGGAACAGAGAGGCGAACCAGGUUCUUAGAUAUAGAGAGGCCGGUUUGUCCCCUGGUCUUAUGUAUGGCCAGAUGUCGCCCUCAACAAGUUCGUCCGGAUCCGCAUCUAUGCCAGACACGCCCCAGGCCGUAGCCAGUUCUAUCAAUGAAAAUCCCGCAUUGCUCCAGGCACUGCAGUAUUUACUUCAAAAACAACAAGUUGGCGCUGACGUAGAUUUGAUAUCGUCACAAAUACGCAAAAAUAACGCUGAAACUAAUGCAACUUCUACGGAUACCUUGUCUUUGCAUGAACGCAAUCUUCAGACAAUACAGGAAAGUAUUGCCCGUAUGGCUGAAAUGGCUAGUAAUGUUAACCUCAAUGAUGCCCAAAGAGACCGCAUUCAAAAAUUACUUGACCAGGAACUAGCCGCCCUUGAGGCAACAGUAAACAAGACCUCUGCAGAGGCUACUUAUAUUUCUGGAACUCAAACUGAUCUUGGACAAUCUCAAAUUAAAGUCAAUGAUUCUCAGGCUGAGUAUAUAACCGACUACCAAGCGCCCAAGACUGACGAGGAAAUUAGAAAGAUGUCUAUGGAGAACGAGAAGAUCGCCUCUUCUAUUAAUUAUAUUAAAGAUUUUCUACGAAACCACAACUUGGAUCCAAAUUUACUUGGUUCUGCUGUCGGGUUCCUGGAGUCUAUGGAUAACUGGGUACAGGUGUAUAAUAACUAUACCAGAAAUGAAACUAUUAAACAGGCUAUGGAUCGCAAGUCUGCAUCUGGAGAAACUGAAAAGAUCGAGGCUGAGAAUGCAGAGGCCAUAUAUGGCAAGAAGACUGAAGAGGCCGAAUAUGCCAAGAAUAUUAUUAUAAUCUUAAUGGUGAACGAAAGGACAAUUUCAAGAAGUUGUACCAGAAAUACCGUGCUGAUCUUCGAGAACACGGCCACGAUCCAUCUGUUAAAGAAGUAG
This is a messenger RNA of Cylicocyclus nassatus, 2157 nucleotides long. The record is from the annotation of a GenBank genome assembly. NCBI's taxonomy places the organism in Eukaryota, Metazoa, Nematoda, Chromadorea, Rhabditida, Strongylidae.